UAGAAAGAUCGCGAAAUUCACUCCUGACAUCAACUUUUUCUUCGUAAUCACAUUAACAUCACAUUUUCAUUCACUCUACAUCAAUCGACAUGAGCUCUACUCUCACUCCCGAAGUUUUGUGGGCCCAACGCGCCAACCUUGUUUAUGUCACUGUUAAUCUUGCCGACACUACACCAAACAUCAACUUAACCGAGGACAAGCUCGAGGUUACAGCCACAUCCGAUGGAAAGAGCUAUGCCACUGUGAUCGAAUUUAACAAGCCAAUCAACCCCGAGGCAUCUAAGACCAAUGCAAACCCUCGUAAUAUCUUUUUUACUUUGGCCAAGAAGGAGGAGAGCUGGUGGCCCCGUUUGAACAAGGGUCCGAAGCUCAACUUCGUCAAGACGGAUUUUGCUCGCUGGAAGGAUGAGGAUGACGAUGACGAGAAUGAUGAAGAUCAAAUGCGUAUGGGCGAUAUGGGCGAUAUGGGUGGAAUGGGUGGAAUGGGUGGAAUGGGCGGAAUGGGCGGAAUGGGCGGAAUGGGCGGAAUGGGCGGAAUGGAUCUUCAGAGCUUGAUGGCUCAGAUGGGUCAAAGUGGCCAAGGAGGUAUGGCUGAUUCUGACGACGAUCUAGAGGAUGAUGAAGAGGGUGUUCCCGCAUUGGAAUCGACCGAAGACAAGGAGGAGGAGAAGUAAACGGUUUCAAUUUUGCCAUCAGAUACUUUCAAAUAAAUGAAACUGCUUUACACAGUCGAACACUGC
Lobosporangium transversale is the source of this 740-nucleotide messenger RNA. RefSeq names its product HSP20-like chaperone. Bases 90 to 674 code for a protein of 194 amino acids. Gene Ontology annotation, molecular function: Hsp90 protein binding; protein-folding chaperone binding. The record is from RefSeq and is a predicted model, not a curated record. NCBI's taxonomy places the organism in Eukaryota, Fungi, Mortierellomycota, Mortierellomycetes, Mortierellales, Mortierellaceae. Gene Ontology annotation, biological process: chaperone-mediated protein complex assembly; protein folding. Gene Ontology annotation, cellular component: nucleus; cytosol. The transcript is spliced from 5 exons.